This is a messenger RNA of Brenthis ino (lesser marbled fritillary), 639 nucleotides long. NCBI's taxonomy places the organism in Eukaryota, Metazoa, Arthropoda, Insecta, Lepidoptera, Nymphalidae. The record is from the annotation of a GenBank genome assembly.
AUGAAAUUUCUAUAUUUAACUUUAGCCUUAACGAUAAUAUUUUCGCAAACAGUAUUCUCAAGAUGUCCAAGGCGAGUAAUUCGUCCCAACCCCAUGAUGGGGCCCUUUCAAAACAUUUUCGUGCCAGGAUAUAAUGAAAGAGCCAUGCCAAUACGUAUGCCAAAUGGCCGUUUGGCGUACGAAGAAAUUAAACCGACUAACAUACCAGUUAUGCAAUUACAACGUGAAAUUGAUGUAUCAAACGUGAGAGUUCUCCAACCGAACAACGCCUAUCCACAAGAAACAAUAUAUUUCAAAAGUCCAGAAGUAAUUUCACAAGUUGUGCCUAAUAUUCCAGUCUUUCCGAAUGUGCCAGUAACUGCGCCAGCGCCAACGCCAGUGGUGCCAAUGGCUCAACUACCAAUGGCAUUACCACCUGCACAACCGGAGAUUGUCUAUCCUUAUCCUGCAGUUCAAGAGAAAAGUAAUUGUCCUUGUUCCGCAUGUGCUGCUCCAGCUCCUUUGAUUAGUCCAUUUUUACCAUCAGCCUCACCAAUUUCCGCUUGGGCACCGCCGACUUCAAACCUGCUACCUCCUGUCAUACCUAGCCAGAGCAGAAGCCAAUUUUUAAGGAAAGUACCAAUUCCACCGCCAACUUUA